Mytilus trossulus (common blue mussel) is the source of this 408-nucleotide messenger RNA. Its product is annotated as defense protein l(2)34Fc-like. The coding region runs from base 25 to 372 and encodes 115 amino acids. Gene Ontology annotation, cellular component: membrane. The transcript is spliced from 3 exons. Lineage: Eukaryota; Metazoa; Mollusca; Bivalvia; Mytilida; Mytilidae. The record is from RefSeq and is a predicted model, not a curated record.
UGCCAUGAAGAAGGGAAGGUAGAGAUGAGCGGACUGGGGACCUCUUUGAAGAUUGUAGGGCUGCUUUGUUGUCUUUGUUUUGUCCAUGCUUAUCCGGACGGAGCUCCCGCUGUUGCUUGUCAAAAUAGGACUCCACAACAUAACGGAGCAACCGCUUCAACUAGAGCCAAACGCUAUACAGUGACUGCUAACUCAACAUACUAUACUGCUACAGAAAACGUUUUAGUGACUUUGAAGGGUGUUAGUGGCACGACAUUUAAAGGUUUCCUGAUACAGAUGUGGACUGAAAACCGUCAGCAAACAGUGGGAACUUUCACCGUCAUUACAACUGCUGAAAGCCAACUUCUACAGUGUGGCAAUGUGGCAAGUUAACUACUAGAGUGUAACCAUGUAUUUAGUUAACUUCUA